Messenger RNA from Cucurbita pepo subsp. pepo (vegetable marrow), 1051 nucleotides. RefSeq lists its product as uncharacterized. NCBI's taxonomy places the organism in Eukaryota, Viridiplantae, Streptophyta, Magnoliopsida, Cucurbitales, Cucurbitaceae. Gene Ontology annotation, molecular function: protein-folding chaperone binding; Hsp90 protein binding. The record is from RefSeq and is a predicted model, not a curated record. Gene Ontology annotation, cellular component: nucleus; cytosol. Gene Ontology annotation, biological process: chaperone-mediated protein complex assembly; protein folding.
UUAUAGAAGCGUCGUUCCUCUCUUUUAUUUCGGCUACUCACAGCGCCCAUCUGGCUUAUCCUCUGAGUUAGGGUUUCCGUUUCAUCUUCCUUUUCUUCCUGAUUUUUCUUUAGGGUUUUUCACUUUUUCAGUAUCUUCGUGUAAUCUCAAGCAAUGAGUCGUCAUCCUGAGGUGAAAUGGGCCCAGAGAUUAGACAAGGUCUUUAUCACUGUGCAACUCUCAGACUCGAAGGAUUCUAAGGUUAAUCUUGAGCCAGAUGGAGUCUUCACUUUCUCUGGUAGCGCCGGUUCAGAGAAUCACCAUUACGAACUGAAGUUGGAGCUUUUUGAUAAAGUUAAUGUUGAGGAAAGUAAAGUUAACAUUGGGGUUCGGAGCAUAUUCUGUAUCCUAGAAAAGGCAGAGAAGGGAUGGUGGAAAAGGCUAUUGCGAGGAGAUGGAAAGCCACCCCAUUAUGUCAAAGUAGAUUGGGACAAAUGGGUGGAUGAGGAUGAAGACGAUGGAACAGCUGCUGGUCUAGGUGACUUGGAUUUGGGAGGCAUGGACUUUUCGAAAUUUGGUGGCAUGGGCGGCAUGGAUGGUAUGGGCGACAUGGGUGACAUGGGCGACGAUAAUGACUCCGACGAUAGUGAUGAUGAUGAACUAGAACAGGAGGUGUCGAAUCCAGCGAAAAGUGAAUCUGCCAAGCCCGAGGCAGAAGUCGCCAAAGAAGGUGGAGUUGGGUCCUCAGAAGGGAAAAAGGAAUCUGCAGCAGCAGCUAGCACAUGAUUUUGCAGGGUUCAAAAAUAACCAAGAAGCAUUUGAUGAUGUUUUCAUGGUUGUGGCUUGAAUUUUUGAGCUUUAUGAUGAUGUUGGCUAAUUUCAGUAUGUAUUUCUCUGGAACUGCUAUUUUUCAACUGCUUAAAUCUUUGCAAUCCAGGAAAAGUAUUAUUUCACUACUUCAUAGAUGCAUUCAGAUGAGUUGGAACUGAGUUAUGUGUGGUUUUUUUUCUCUCAGUUUAUGAUAUCUGGUAAUAUGGAGAGAUCAAUCCAUGGUUGGGUUGGCUGUUUAAAU